AUGUCUACUCGUGCAAGACUGCCUGCUAGUCAGCGCCCGGCCACUCCGCCAGACCCCACUCUUCGUACACGCCCAGUCCCAAGAACCCGCAAUUUCACACCCCGAUAUUAUGGGCCUGGUUCUGUACCGAUUAUCAACGAGCUUGUUCGCCCUCUUGAGGAGGUGCGCCAAGAUGCAGACCCUGCUACGUAUGUGCAUCCGAUGGAUGCACAACUCUUCGCAAUGCGACAGGAUGAGAUCUGGGAUUUGCUCAAAGAAAUCGAACUACACGAAUUCGAUUAUAACGAAGCAGAACAGCUGAGAGGCCGUGAUCCAACAUGGGGCUUCUAUGCAUUCGUCACUGAGUAUUCAGCUGACGUGCUGGAAAAGAUUCCCCGGGCCAUGGAUCAUCUCAUUAAAGUGACUCGCCGCAAUAUCCGAGCGCAGUCUACCUCUGCCUACACGGACGAGGCAUGUCAGCGGUUCAAACUCAGUGUCGUGGAAGAUGAGGAAACCUUGUCCGGUGCAUCAGAUGAUCGCGUUCGCGAGGAGUUUCGAGCGCAACUGCGGACGUUACAGCGGCUCAACGAAAACGACUGGAUCAGAGCCCCGGCUCGCAAUUACGCGUGCCUCGUGCUUGACAAACCUACCGUGUCUAUGCUAGCGGAUCUUUCCUUCCCCGAAGAAAUAAGACAAGACUGGGAAUUAUUUCAUCCCAAAACGAUCAAGGUGGUGGAUGCAUGGUGGAAGCGAGCUACGAAUGACUCUUCCUAUCGAGGCGUCGGACACUGCCCGAUCACUUCCCUUGCUCGAUUCUACAUGCUGGUGACCAGUGCUGCGAACAGCGGGGCAAUGGAGGACCUUUGCCCUUUGGAAAGCUCUCUGUGA
This is a messenger RNA of Aspergillus lentulus, 867 nucleotides long. RefSeq lists its product as uncharacterized. NCBI's taxonomy places the organism in Eukaryota, Fungi, Ascomycota, Eurotiomycetes, Eurotiales, Aspergillaceae. The record is from RefSeq and is a predicted model, not a curated record.